AUGGCAGAGAUUGUUGGUUCUGCGGUUGUUCAGGAGUCAGUUAGCCAAAUCCUAUCUGGUCUGCUUCAAAAAUAUGAGGAGAAACACAACUCAAAUGCGUUCAGAAACCUUGAGAGGCUAGAGAUGGCACACAUCAGGCUGGAGGCUGUUCUUCAGACAUCUGAUAAGUGGGAUAUCACUGAUACAUCCUUGUUGCGUUGGCGUAGGAAGCUUAAGUCUGCUGCUCAAGAGUGUGAUGACACGCUGCACAGAUGCAGGCAGAGAAUCCUAGAAGAUGAACACAUAGAAAAGGAAGUAAGCAAUUCCUCCGUUCCUAAGCGGGUUGUGCAUGCUACCAGGUCAUUUGUUUCUUCUAUCUUUAACCACGACAACGAUGACUUGAAUAUAUCCAUUAUUCAAAGAUUUGAAUGGUUUGCUGAUGGUGCUAGCGAGUUUCUGAGAUUACUAGAGCUUGGUGGCACGCCACGGUGUCACAUGCCCUUUGACCCUCUUAUCAGGCACCUUUUUGCUGGCAAGAUACUACAACAUAGAAUCAUUAGGGCAAACAAAUGCCCUUUGUUUUUACAGUUGGCUCCAUUUUUUAGUGCAGAGCAUGGAAUUCAAGAGAGUACAGACAUAGUUGAGGUUGCAAUUCAGUGCUUACAGCUGUUUGACCAUCUUUUCAAGUCUACAGUUGAAAAUAUUAGGAAAGAACUUAUGCAACUACCUACUGAAGAAUUCUCGUGGCUUCCAUAUGUUGAUUCACCCCAGCAAAAUUAUUGGGACAAUCUUCACAGGCGUGGCACUCAAUGGUUUCGCCCAAACCCAUUAUGUUGCAAGCAGCAUGAUAACAACUUUUUUCAUGGUAGCAGGCUAGACAAAUCAUCUGGAUUUCCAUAUGUUUCUCUAGAACAGGUUAUUCAUGUAAGUCUAUCGUGCCAUGUCUCACUCUCAGAGUGCGACAAACAGAAGGCCUCACAGUCAGACUGUAGAAGUUUUCUACGUGAUCAUCCAUAUCUGAGAGCUGGAGUCGUCUUUGCACCACAUGGCUCUUCAGAAGACGUGUUGCUUGUGGAUAAGUUUCCUGCAAUAGCGGCAAUGUACAGUGAGGAGCAACAUUGUUUGCAUACUGUCUUUACCUUGGGACAACUCGAGGAGAUCAUGCUGCCAAAAGCAGUAGAUUACUUCUGCCAGAAUGAGGAAGCUACAGUCUACCAGAUUCUUUGGAGGUCUAGGCAUGGCACUGCAUACAUUCUGGUUGAGAGAGCAAGCAUGUUCAUGCCAAGCACACGACAAACGUUUCAUGGAGCUAAGAGAAGGAAGCUAUUGCAAGGACAGGAUGAGAUGUUGGAGUGUGUAACAUAUAGGGCCUCUCGAUUCUUUGAGUUAUGGGCUACAUAUGCACCCAUCCAAUUGCAUGGCUCGAUCAAGGACUCGUAUGAGGAAAUAAAAGGAAACAGAAGCAGCACAUCACUGCCACCUGAAAUUCGUGAUCACAUCUGUACCAUGGAUCCAUCAGCAAAAGAUGGAGAAGCCAUAAAAGAACGGAGUGUUCCAUGA
Messenger RNA from Miscanthus lutarioriparius, 1539 nucleotides. The record is from the annotation of a GenBank genome assembly. Lineage: Eukaryota; Viridiplantae; Streptophyta; Magnoliopsida; Poales; Poaceae.